AAAUCGACGAAAAAAAAUGGCGACGGACGCACAAAUGGCACAAGUUGCGGAGCUUGAGGUGGAAAUGAUGUCGGAUAUGUACCGCCGAAUGACCAAUUCGUGUCAGGCAAAGUGCAUUGCCACCGCCUUCAGAGAGUCCGAAUUGACAAAGGGAGAAGCCGUCUGCUUGGAUCGUUGUGUUGCAAAGUAUCUGGAUGUUCACGAGAAGCUCGGAAAACGGUUGACAAGCAUGUCGCAAGGAGAUGAAGCUGCUCUUCAGAAGAUUGCUCAGCAAUAAAUUGAAUAAAUUUCUCUAAUUUUUCUCUUAAAAUUUAUAGAUUUUUUUAGCCUUUCUUUGUUGCUUUUCUGCCUUGUUGUUGUGAUUAUGAUGAAUGGAAAAUUCGAAAAAAUUUUCAAAUUUUCAUUGAUUUUUCAGCU
This is a messenger RNA of Caenorhabditis elegans, 417 nucleotides long. RefSeq names its product Mitochondrial import inner membrane translocase subunit Tim10 (gene tin-10). The coding region runs from base 17 to 277 and encodes 86 amino acids. Lineage: Eukaryota; Metazoa; Nematoda; Chromadorea; Rhabditida; Rhabditidae. Gene Ontology annotation, cellular component: mitochondrial inner membrane. The transcript is spliced from 3 exons. The record is from RefSeq and is marked reviewed.